ACCUCUGUUUUACAUCAUUUUUCCGUAAUUCGUCGUUCGAGAAUGACUAAUUUUUGCCAGUGUUUAGAAAUAUUUUUAAUGCCGAGCUAAUUUCUCACAACCAAAAAAACCACAACAAAGUGCAUUUUUAAAACGUAAAUCGGCGAACGGAAGUGUGUGCGUGUGCCUGCGUGUUUGUAAAGCUGCAACAAAAUGAAGAAACAAAUUGCAAAAAUAAGAAUUGCUGCAGAAAACUUGAGAUCAACGAAAUCGGAUUGCAAAGAUUCUGAGCUCGAGACGAUUGAGAAACAGGUGGACCGAUAUCGUGAUACCAUCGAGAAAAUUGUCCGCAAAUUGCCAGCGUUGAGCAGCAGCGGAAGCAGCAACAAUGGCAUCAUCACCACCGAGGAACACGACAAGCGCAUCAAAAAGAACAGCCAUUUCAAGAUCGCCCAGGCGCUCGAUGAAUCCGCCAAGGAGCUGCCUAGGGAUAUGCCGCUUCAAAAGGUUCUUGCCAAUUGCGGCGAACUGGAGAAGACAAUCGCCGAGUGCAGCAUCGAGAGCGAACUGGAAACGGAGACCAAAGUUGUGCGGCGCUUAAAAAACAUCUUAGAUAAAGAAAUACAAGAGAUCUCAACGCUUAAGCGUAAUGUGUCGCGCACACUUCAGGAAUACACCUCACUAAAAAAGAGCUACGAGGCCUCUAAACGGAAUGAAGAACCAGCGUCAAAGUUGAACCACAUCAAGAGCCAGCAGGAGGAGUGUGAAGUGAAGCUGGAGAAGGAGCGGGAUGCGUGGGCGGCACAAAUGCUCGAGCUAAUAGCCAAAGAGGACGAAAUCGUCAACUGCAUUCGGGACUAUGUGCUCAACCAAAGAAACUAUCAUGAGCGAGCGCUGCAGCACGUGAAUGAAUCGCUGGCUCGCAUCCAGGACACCAUACAGAGCACAGAGAAGACGCGAUUUGGCACCUCGCUCAAGGAUCAUCUGACGUCGACGCAUCGCGACAUUUCAUACAUUGUAGAGCUCUGCUGCUGUUGUCUGCUGGAGCAUGGCCUCGAGGAGGAGGGUCUGCUCCGUGUAGGCUGUGCCAGCACCAAACUGCGGCGCAUGAAGCACGCACUUGAGGCGCAACACGUGAAGACCCCCUUGCCGUUGGAGUACCAGGAUCCGCAUGUCAUUGGUUCCAUAUUGAAGCUGUAUCUGCGCGAGUUGCCCGAACCGCUCCUCACGUACGCCCUGUACAAGGACUUCGUACGCAUCGCGGAGCUGCACACUGAGGCUGAACGCAAGACGGCAAUAAAAGCUGUAAUGGGCAAACUGCCCAAAGAGAAUUAUGCAAAUCUGCGCUACCUCACCCGCUUCUUGGCCCUGAUGCAACAGAGUGCCGUGCACAACAAGAUGAGCUCCCAAAACUUGGCCAUUGUAAUGUCACCCAACAUGCUUUGGCCGCGCAUCGACAAGAGCAGCAACGCACCGGCCGAUUACAUGGGCCAGGUGAAUAGCUCCUCGGCUGCCAACAUCAUUGUGGAGCUACUGAUUAGCCAGUGGGAUUACUUCUUCGAUGGUGAAGUCGAGUUCUAUCAGACGCUGCAGCGGCACAAACUCUUUGUCGAAGGCAAAGCCAAAUCGAAUUCCUCGAAUGAGAAUUUGAAUAAGCAUGAUAGUGAAGUCAUAGAGAGUCCGCGCUAUGGCACGCUGCGUCGCCAGAAGCCCAAUGCGCCCUCUCCGCCCACUAAACUGGAAGCCACCACCAAUGGCGGUGGAUCGAAUCAUUCGAUUUCGCAUCGCCCGCAUGCCAAGGAGCUGUUCCCGCAGCAACAGCCUACGCAACAGCCAGAGGAUAAACAUGACAAGCAUGAGAAGCAAGAAAAGCCGGCAAAACCGCCUCUACCGGCUUUGGUGCAAUUACAGCAGCCUGCCACAUACACGCAGCUGGAGGCGUUGUCGCCGCCACCAGUGACGCCCGCUAAGCCGGUGCCCAUGACGCGAACACAGUUCUUUGGUCUGGAUAACCUGCCCUCGCCGACAGCGGAUCGUAAGAGCAUCGACAGCAUUGGUAGCUUUCGAUUGAAGCCAGAUGUGCCGCAAAAGCCGCAACUGCCCAAGCGUCCCAUAGUGCUGGCCAUAACCAGCGGAGGUGGCCCUGGUUCUGGUUCUGGACCCAAGGGUGAGAGUAAAAGCGAUGAUGAGGCCACCAGACUACCGCAGGCGCACAUCGACAAUGGCAAUGGCAGUGUGCGCUACACAACCGAAAAGUUUCUAGAUAAGAUCCGGCAGGAACAUUGUGAUACAAAUGGCACCCGGGAAGAAGCGGCAAUGGCCACGGCAGGGAUAACAGCAACAGCAACCACCGCAACCACAACAGCAGCUGGGAGCAGGGAGGAGAAUCACAAUAACACUGAACAGCAGCCGCAACAGUGUUUGGUGAUAGCGGAACAGAUCACGCCCACAACGCCCAUAUCGCCGAAUUCGUUUCAAACGCCCAAAAGGCCAACGGUGCCAGCGCCGCCGCCGCCCACAAUACGCAAGCAGGCAGAUUAGUAGAUUAGUUUAGUGGGGGCGAAUCCUUAGUCCGGUGGCGCUUUCUUUAUAUAUAUAUACAUAUAUAGAUAUAUAUAUAUAUAUAUAUGUUACUUGUAAGACUUGAACGCACAGUAAUUUAUUUAUUGAAACGAAGCCUUUCAAUAAGUUGCAGCAUUAGUGCAACUUAAUUCUGUAUUCAGCAUUUGUAUUGUUUGCA
Drosophila grimshawi is the source of this 2719-nucleotide messenger RNA. It is a transcript of the gene RhoGAP92B, whose product is annotated as rho GTPase-activating protein 92B. The record is from RefSeq and is a predicted model, not a curated record. Lineage: Eukaryota; Metazoa; Arthropoda; Insecta; Diptera; Drosophilidae. Gene Ontology annotation, molecular function: protein binding; GTPase activator activity. The coding region runs from base 193 to 2520 and encodes 775 amino acids. The transcript has 5 exons. Gene Ontology annotation, biological process: regulation of actin cytoskeleton organization; signal transduction; regulation of Rac protein signal transduction. Gene Ontology annotation, cellular component: cytoplasm; intracellular anatomical structure.